This is a messenger RNA of Pongo pygmaeus (Bornean orangutan), 4874 nucleotides long. RefSeq names its product zinc finger protein 160-like. The transcript is spliced from 5 exons. Gene Ontology annotation, cellular component: nucleus. NCBI's taxonomy places the organism in Eukaryota, Metazoa, Chordata, Mammalia, Primates, Hominidae. Gene Ontology annotation, biological process: regulation of DNA-templated transcription. Bases 476 to 2560 code for a protein of 694 amino acids. Gene Ontology annotation, molecular function: DNA-binding transcription factor activity, RNA polymerase II-specific; RNA polymerase II cis-regulatory region sequence-specific DNA binding. The record is from RefSeq and is a predicted model, not a curated record.
GGGGGUUCCGUGUCCUCUUCCUAUUAAAAUUAGUCUAACGUCCAUAGCCUCCUCCUGCUGUUCUGACUCCAUCAAUGUAGAGACCCCCGCGUCAUUUUCUUAUUUUAAACCCUUCUCUGACGUCCCUUUCCCCGCCCCCUUCAUCUCCCUCCCUGAUCCAGGGAGAGGUGAGGGGGCCUCUACUCGGCAUGGGCUUCUGGCAGAGCCGGGUCCGUGGCUUGAAGGGAAGCUCAGUUCAGCCCAUAUUUCGCGGCAGCGGCCAAAUAUGCGGGCUUCACAAGAAGGGCAGCGAGUUCUGAAACAAGGGGUCUUGGAAAGCUCACUUAUGGGUCUCUCUGUCCCAAAUCCCUCCUGUUGCAGUGGGCAGAAGAGCACUGUCGGUUCCACAUGUUAGGGUUCUCCCUGAUUGACUUCUCAAGACUGCUGUUACCUGAGAAAGAAGCCCAGAGGAAGAGGAAAGAAAGGAGAGUCCGAAAUGGCUCUUUCCCAGGUGCUAUUGACAUUUGAAGAUGUGGCCGUAAAAUUUUCUCAGGAGGAGUGGGAAUGCCUGAACCCUGCUCAGAGGGCCUUGUACAGGGAUGUGAUGUUGGAGAACUACAGAAACCUGGGCUCCCUAGGGAUCUGUCUUUCUGGCUGGAAUAUUAUCUCUAUUUUGGAGCAAGGGAAAGAGCCCUGGACUAUGGAGGAUGAAAUGAAAAUAGCAAAAAGAUCAGAUAUUUCUGCUAAAUAUGUGAUGAAGGAAUUUUCACCAAAAAAGAAUAGUAAGGGAGAAUUAUUUCAAACCCUGAUAUUAGAAAGACAUGAAAGAUAUGACAUCAAGGAUUUUGAUUUCAGGGAAGUCCAGCAAAAUUUGCGUAAGUUUGAGAGUCCGUGGGGCUAUGAUGAACAAAAUGAAAAAGGAUUGACUACAACUCAUAACAAAAAUCUCACUGGUAGAAGAGAUCAACAAGAUAACAAAUCCUGGAAUAAUUUCCCACUAAAGCAAGGUGUUUCUGUAAGAAAAAGUACUUAUCAGUAUUAUAGACAUGAGAAAUCACACAUAAGGUAUUUAUUAAAACUAAAAUAUAAAAUACCCUAUACAGGAAACAAAUGUAUAAAAUGUUUUGAAAACAGGAUUGGAUUAAGCUUUCAGUCACAUCUGGCUGAGCUUCAGAAACUUCAAACUGAAGAGAAAAUUUAUGAAAGUAAUGAAGUUGAAAAGUUUAUCAACAAUCAUUGUUCCUCUGCUUCACCACUUCAAAGAAUUCUUCCUAGUGUUAACAACAACAUUUGUAAUAAAUAUGGGAACGUUUUUGUGCAUCCUUCAUUGUUGAUACAACGUCAGAAGACACAGAUUAGAGAAAAACCUUACAAAUAUAAUGACUGUGGGAAGGCUUUUAGAGAAGGCUCAAACCUCACAAGUCAUCAGAGAAUUCAUUCUGGGCAGAGGCCUUACAAAUGUAACAAAUGUGACAAAUGUUUUAACUGCAUCUCACACCUCACUAGUCAUCAGAUAAUUCAUUCUGGGAAGAAACCUUACAAAUGUAAUGAGUGUGGCAAAGCCUCUACCCAAUUUGCAAACCUUUCUAGAUAUCAGAGAAUCCCUACCAGAGAGAAGCCCUAUAAAUGUAAUGUUUGUGGCAAGGGCUGUAGUCAAAAUUCAAAUCUUGCAAGUCAUCAGAAAAUUCAUACAGGAGAGAAGCCCUACAAAUGUAAGGAGUGUGGCAAAGCCUUUUCUGAGCAUUCACACCUUAUUCAACAUAUGAGAAUCCAUACUGGAGAAAAGGCUUACAAAUGUAAUGAAUGUGGGAAAACUUUUAGAGGAAGCUCAAAUCUCACUAUUCAUCAGAGAAUUCAUUCUGGGCAGAGACCUUACAAAUGUAACAAAUGUGACAAAUCUUUUAACUGCAUCUCACACCUCGCUAGUCAUCAGAUAAUUCAUUCUGGGCAGAAGCCUUAUGAAUGUAAUGAGUGUGGCAAAGCCUUUACCCAAUUUGCAGACCUUUCUAGACAUCAGAGAAUCCAUACCAGAGAGAAGCCCUAUAAAUGUAAUGUCUGUGGCAAGGGCUGUAGUCAAAAUUCAAAUCUUGCAAGUCAUCAGAAAAUUCAUACAGGAGAGAAGCCCUACAAAUGUAAUGAGUGUGGCAAAGCCUUUUCUGAGCGUUCAAGCCUUACUCAACAUAUGAGAAUUCACACUGGAGAGAAACCUUACAAAUGUAAUGAAUGUGGGAAAACUUUUAGAGGAAGCUCAAAUCUCACAAGUCAUCAGAGAAUUCAUUCUGGGCAGAGGCCUUACAAAUGUAACAAAUGUGACAAAUCUUUCAACCGCAUCUCACACCUCACUAGACACCAGAGAAUUCACACUGGAGAGAAACCAUAUCAAUGUAAUGUAUGUGGUAAAGUCUGUAGUCAAAAUUCAAACCUUAUAAUUCAUCAGAGAAUUCAUACAGGAGAGAAACCUUACAAAUGUAGUGAGUGUGGCAAAGCCUUUAUGGAGCGUUCAAGCCUAACCCAACAUGAGAGAAUCCAUAGCGGAGAGAAGCCUUACAGAUGUAAACAAUGUGGCAAAGCCUUUAACUAGUCCUCUAACCUUGUCAUACAUCAGAUUAUUCAUACUGGAGAGAAGCCUUACAAAUGUAAUGAUUGUGGCAAAGCUUUUAAUGUGUGUUCAAGUCUUACCCGACAUCAAAGAAUUCAUACAGGAGAGAAACCUUACAAAUGUAAUGAGUGUGGCAAAGCCUUUACCCAAUUUGCAAACCUUACUAGACAUCAGAAAAUGCAUACUGAAAAGAAACAUUGUAAAGCUAAUGUAGCAAUUCUUCUGUCCAAAAAUCAAGUGUUGGGGAUCCUCAGAUAAUUCAUGGUGGAGAGAAAACUUACAAAUGUAAUGAGUGUGGCAAAACCUUUAACAUGUGUUCAAGCCUUACAAGACAUCAGAGAAUCCAUACUGAACAGAAACCAUGUGAAAGUCAUAUAUUUGACAAAGCCUUUAACCAAGGCUUACACUUGACAUCAGAAUAUUCAUUUUUGAGAGAAAUCGCAUAAAUGCAAUAUGUAUGGCAAGACUUCUAUCCAAAGCUCAAACCUUUUUUUAGGACUUGUACUGCAGAGAAAACUUACAGAAUGAAUAUAAUAAAUGUAGUAAGCUUUUAUAAAAUGCUCAUAACUUUGGGGUCAUGAGAGAAUUCUGAGAGAAAACAUACAAAUGUAUUAAAUAUGGCAAGGCUGUUAGACAAUGGUCUGACCUCAGGAUUCAGCAAAUAAUUUAUAUUGUAAAGAAACCUGACAAAUGUAAUGAUUGUGGUAAGUUGUUUAUCAAUUUUGUCACUGCUCAUAGGUUCUCUUUGCCCACUGCAGAGAGUCACUUUACUAAAUGACGCAGUGUUAUUGUAAUAUAGUUUUAUAAACACAGAGCUGACUAAACAGAGACUGCAGUUUUAUUAUUCAAAUCAGUCUCCCAGAAAAUUCAAAGGCUGGCUUUUUAAGGGGUAAUUUGGUGGGCAGGGGGCUAGGGAGUGGGGAAUGCUGAUUGGUUGGCUUGGGGAUGAAAUCAUAGGGGAUGGAACUGGGUUCUUGUUGUCUUCAUUUCUUGGGUGGGAUUGCAGUACUAUUUGAGCCAGUUUGCUGGUCUGGGUGAUGCCAACUGGUUCAACAAAAAUGCAAGGUCUGAAAAAUGUCUUGAACACUAGUCUUAGGUUUUACAAUAGUGAUGUUAGAAACCUUGUGGCUUCUGGCUGCAUGACUCCUGAGCCAUAAUUUUUAAUCUCGUGCCUCAUUUUUUUAGCUUUACAAAAGUAUUCUGGUUGUUAGACAAGGAAGGGGUUGUUUCAGGAAGGGACUGUUAUCGUUGUCUUAAAAUUAAACUAUAAACUAAAUUCCUCCUGUAGUUAGUUCAACUUACACCCAGGAAUGAACAAGGGUAGCUUAGAGGUUAAAAGCAAGAUAGAGUUGGUUGGGUCAGAUUUUUAUCUGUCAUAAUUUUUGCAAAGGCAGUUUUAGUUUCUCAUAAUAGGCUACCUGCCAGAGAAACCAUACUAGAGGAAAGUAAGUCCCUAGUUCUUCUCAAACAUUAUCCAAGAUAAACUCUAGAGUAACUAAAGAUCAAAAUCAUAAGACCUGUAAUGGCUGUCAAAGUUACCAGGAUACCAAUGGGAAGGUCCUGUUACCUUCAUUUUAUUAACUAUUUUUAUUCAAUUAUUUGAUGUUUCUUGAAAAGUCUAUACUACUAUUGAUUUUCAGCCUGAGGUUUGAAAUAAUGUUCAUGGUAUACCUUCAUUACAGUCCUUUCAUAUGUCACCAUGAAGGUCUCUGGAAAGGGUUCAGUAAGAUAAAAGAGCCUACUUUAUUAGGUGGGGUUCAUUUAUACUCAAUGUUUCCUGGAAGAUCAGUGAAUUUUAAGGUACAAUAUGGUAUAAAUUUUAAUGAAAGCAUAGUGGAUGGCAGAUAAGAGAAGUAAACCCAUGAUUGAAGUCACUGUGAUUAAUGUGUGUGUUAAACUCCAAACUUCCUUAUAUGAGAGAUGAACACUUUGGGUUAUUAGAAAGGAUUGCUGUACUAACUGACCAUGGAUCAGAAAGUGCAGGUGAAUGCAUUGAGAGGCAGAUUUUCAUGGGAGGAGAAAAAUAGGUUAAUAGGAUCUGCUUAUAUGGCAGAAAUAAUGAGCAGAAAUGAAGAAUGCACUCUCCUUUGAAAGGAAACAGCUGUUUUAUACCAAAUAUUAAUGAAAAAAAUCUCAUUUUUGAAAACUGAAAACACCAACUAUCGGAUAAAAGUCUUUAUCCAAAAGAACCACAGUGGAGUGUGCGUGUGUAGGAUUUACAUUUUGCCACUGAAAUUGCAUUUUGUUCUUUAGAACGUGUCAUAUCUCAUUUUAAUAAAAAUAAAUCAUUUUCCCA